AUGCGUACAGGGCGCCUGUUGAGGUGCUUGGGGAAUGAACUUAGUGUACCCUUGGGUUCUCACACUGCCGUACUCAGUAGGGUUUUUUGCCCAAAGAUUCAGUCGCCCGAGCUGGCGUCCUUGGCUGUGGAGACAAUUGAGGUGAUACCGCAGCUUGACCUCCUUCACACGGUGGCGGUGCUAGAUAUAUUCUCGCGUCAUGGGAUUCGUCAUGAGCCGCUCAUGCUUGGUUGCUUAUGGAAGGUUUUCAAAGCUGAACCACCGACCAGUUUGUGUCAGGGACACGCGAGCCUGAUGCAGGGUUUUGCUGUCCGUACGGCAACUGCUUUUCGCAUUAUGUGUCAGCAUGGGUUAGUUCAUGAUCCCCAGCUUGUAGCUAUUGCCCUCGGGCGGUGCACUGAAUGCGCCCCGCACAUGACAUUAGGUAGUGUCGUUGACGUGUACGAAGCUGUGAAGGAAUGGGAUCGGAAGUUUUUUAGCAUUGCCGAGGCUGCUUUGCACUCGGGGGGCGCGUCUGAAGAGCAAAUGGAUGACGUCUCCAGUGACUCUCCCACUUUAUUUUCAAGUCAGCCAAAUAUGAUGGAUGUUUUGUGCGGCGAGUUGGAGUCCCGCCUCAUCUCGGUGGCGCGGGAGGAUUAUGAAGCCUCCGUUCAGGAUGCGGAAAGGUUGCUGGGGUCACUUGCUGCCGUGGGAGUUGCAACUGGUGAUGUUGUUUUAGCACUUUGUCAGCUGAUCAAGCCCCUAAAAGUGACGGCUGAUUCACUGUUGAAGAUGAUGGUGAGUUUACACCAAGUCCACAUGCGAGUCGUGGACGUACUGGAUUACAAUGCCAAUGACUGGGACAUUCAAUCGGCCCGAAGGGAACUCGUGAGGACACUCACAGCUAAACUUUUGUCACUACGGUCUCGGGGGAGCUUCGCCCGUCAUUGCGAUCGGCAGUUGGUGGUAGGGUUUCGAAGACUGUUUGAAAAGUAUCCGGCACUCGCGGAUGAUGCACCUCAGCUGUGGGAUGCGGUGCGCGCCGUCCGUGUGCCGCAGAAAGAAGUCAUGAAAAUGAAUGAACCUUGUCGAUUCCUUGGCGGUGAGUUGUUCAAGGGUAAAUACGCUGUGAAGGUGAAACCUGUCACAACAAGUGCGGCGGAGGUGGAGCGGUUUGUUCCGCCGCAAUUUAAGACGUGGAGCGGACCCUCUGUGGGGAACAAUCGUCACAAGAGUCCGAAGACACCGCGUGUGGUGGGUUUUGGAGUCCAGAAGAUUUCAAAAGACUACAUCAAGAUGAAGCGAAAAAAGUUCGCCCCCAGCGUAUGGUAG
Trypanosoma brucei brucei TREU927 is the source of this 1311-nucleotide messenger RNA. RefSeq lists its product as hypothetical. The record is from RefSeq and is a predicted model, not a curated record. NCBI's taxonomy places the organism in Eukaryota, Euglenozoa, Kinetoplastea, Trypanosomatida, Trypanosomatidae. Bases 1 to 1311 code for a protein of 436 amino acids. The transcript has a single exon.